This is a messenger RNA of Cyclopterus lumpus (lumpfish), 2410 nucleotides long. RefSeq names its product caseinolytic mitochondrial matrix peptidase chaperone subunit B (gene clpb). The record is from RefSeq and is a predicted model, not a curated record. Gene Ontology annotation, biological process: cellular response to heat. Bases 215 to 2275 code for a protein of 686 amino acids. NCBI's taxonomy places the organism in Eukaryota, Metazoa, Chordata, Actinopteri, Perciformes, Cyclopteridae. Gene Ontology annotation, cellular component: mitochondrion; cytoplasm. The transcript is spliced from 16 exons. Gene Ontology annotation, molecular function: ATP binding; ATP hydrolysis activity; protein binding.
AUCACACUUCUAGUGACAUCUACGCAACGAUGAGGUGAAGCGGUUGUUUUCGUCUCCAUGGUUUUAAGUAGCCGCCUGUGAUUCGAGGCAAUAAAGCCGCUGUUACAUCGUAAUCACCGAGGUGUCCCCGGCCUGCAGCGGAUCCGUUUCUCGCUGGACUAACUUCCACACGGAGAGAGAUUCACUUCAUGCUCGUUGCGUUGAGUUCAUCGCCAUGUUAUCAUCUGUUCCCACCAGGCUCAUUGCGCGAAGGUCGCGCAGCCUGUCGCCGUGCAGCCGCGUGCUCAAGACCAGCGCAGGCGGCGCCGCGUGCCAGGCCGUCCGCCAGACACCGGUGGAGAUCAACCGCAACCCCAUCGUGUCCACCUCCCGAGUCUCCAGAAGGGGGAUUUUAGCUGAAGAGACCACUGCUACCAGUGUAACCCCCUCGGUGCAGUACCACCAUAUCGCCCCUAGAUGGCUGUCCAACCUGGAGAACCGCCGCGGCUCGUGGGCGGCGCUCGCCAGCAGAGGGCGCAACAAUAACCAGUUCUGGGAGGAGAGCGGGCAAAGCGGUGGUGGUGGUGGUGGUGGUGGUGGUGGUGGGGGGAGCCAGGGGACAGGUGGAGGAGCCAGCCGGGCAGGAGCGACCUCUAUCGGGCUGCUGUCUGCAGCAGCAGUGGCCUUCUGCCUGAAAAAAGAUUCUGAUAACAAGGGCGAUGCUCUUCUGGAGGCAGCGAGGUCAAAUAACUCUCAAGAUGUGGCCAGGCUGGUCGAAGAGGGGGUCGACCCUAACCACCGCCACCGUCUAGGCUGGACCGCUCUCAUGGUGGCUGCCAUGAACCGACAGCACAGCGUGAUAAAGGUUCUGCUGGAAGCCGGUGCCGACCCAAACACCGGCGAUCACUUCAACAACGUUUACGACACUUCACGAGAGAAAGGCAUCCACUCACUGGAAGUUCUUGUGUCCAGAGAGGAUGAAUUCAGCAGCCGGCUCAGCAGCAGGGCUGGCUUCCGUGGUUGCACAGCACUUCACUACGCCACACUAGCUGAUGACCCACGCACUGUCCGCAUGCUGCUGGAGGCCGGUGCCAACCCCCUGCAGAGCAAUGGUUUGGGACACACAGCGCGGGCCUAUGCUAAAGAGGGAGAAGCAAGCACGGUACUGCAGGAGUUUGAGGGCAAGUUCCAGGAGGUGCAGGCUCGGCGGGAGGCGGAGGAGAGGCGGAGGUUCCCCCUGGAGAGGAGGCUGAAGGAGUACAUCAUCGGACAGGAGGGAGCCAUCAAUACUGUGGCCUCAGCCAUCAGGAGGAAGGAGAAUGGUUGGUACGACGAAGAGCAUCCUCUUGUAUUCCUCUUCCUCGGCUCAUCAGGAAUCGGAAAGACAGAGUUGGCCAAACAGGUGGCUCGCUACAUGCACAAGGACGUCAAGAAGGGUUUCAUCCGUAUGGACAUGUCCGAGUUCCAGGAAAAACACGAGGUGGCAAAGUUCAUUGGCUCCCCGCCGGGAUACGUGGGACAUGAGGAAGGGGGUCAGCUGACCAAGCUUUUGAAGGCGUGUCCCAACGCUGUUGUCCUGUUUGACGAAGUAGACAAAGCCCACCCUGAUGUUCUUACUAUCAUGCUGCAGCUCUUUGAUGAGGGUCGCCUCACAGAUGGUAAGGGGAAGACCAUUGAAUGUAAAGACGCCAUCUUCAUCAUGACGUCGAACAUUGCAAGUGAUGAAAUCGCCCAGCACGCACUGCAGCUUCGCGAGGAAGCCGAGGUGGUCAGCCGCAGAAAGCUGGCCGACAACCUCGAGGAAGUACAGAAAGGCGAUGACGUCAAAAUCUCCCGACAGUUUAAAGAAUCUGUGAUUCGACCGAUCUUGAAGGCUCAUUAUCGGAGGGACGAGUUUCUGGGUCGGAUCAAUGAAAUCGUCUACUUCCUGCCAUUCUGUCACUCCGAGCUCCUGCAGCUGGUCAGCAAAGAGCUCAACUUCUGGGCCAAGAAGGCCAAACAGCGCCAUGGCAUAAACCUUCAGUGGGAGCGCCCGGUUCUGGACCUGUUAGCGGGCGGGUACAACAUGCAUUACGGUGCACGCUCCAUCAAACAUGAGGUUGAGCGGCGGGUCGUCAACCAGUUAGCGGCAGCCUACGAGCAGGAACUGCUGCCCAAAGGCUGCACCCUGCGUCUGACCGUCCAAUCAGAGGACCGGGAGGAGCGGAGCGCGCCCAGUCUGCGCCUCGAGGUGGUCGGAGAGGACAGCACAUCGAGAACACUCGACAUCCGUCCACCGCUUAGCCCUGAUCACUAGCAGAGGAUUUAUCCAGAUAUGUAUGCAGACAUGUACACUUUCAUCACACACAACAUCAUCAUCAUCAUCUUAGUGUCAGGAGGAAGGAUGGUUCUUGAUGGAUGUUACCAAUAAAAGUACCUCUGAUAAAACCCA